Molecule: messenger RNA, 1284 nt
Organism: Magallana angulata
Lineage: Eukaryota; Metazoa; Mollusca; Bivalvia; Ostreida; Ostreidae
Exons: 4
Coding region: 485-1237 (250 amino acids)
Source: RefSeq, a predicted model, not a curated record
UAUUCGGUAUCUCUAAAGGCAAUUAUCAAAUUACAGAAUCUCUCCGUUAGGGGUCACUGAGGAUGCUAGUGACAUUAAAACACGACAUCUUUUAUGAUGUAUAAAAAGGCUGGAAGAUCCUGUGACGAAAAAAUUCCCGACUUUUGAUAUGUCGAAAUGGCAAAGGUUCGUGAGGAGUGGUGCAGUAAGAAACCAUUGGCUAGCGAAGAGAAGUGUUUACUUGCAAUUAGGUUAUCUUUUAUCGUUUAAUUGUGUCACUUUGGUAUUUUUUUAAAAAUAUUGCAAUCGUCAAACGUUGUUCAUUAUAAGCAAUUGCUGUAUGCACUAUUAGUAAUCAUCACUAUUUACUUUAGUAUUAUAUAUAAUGCAUUUAUCAAUAACAGUAUAAUUCCAUGUAUUGUUUAUAAACGCUAUACACGUUCAUAAUUAAAAAAAAAAAAUCUUUGGCAUAUCCUAAAUACAUUUUUUUGUUAUCCAAACCAAAAUGCUGAGGGCUAGAAGGUUUAUGCGAAAGUCAACGUCUCCAUAUGCGGCUUCGAGUCCAACAUCAAGACAAGGAAGAAAUAGGACCUCCGGUGCAUCGUCUACAUUGCCACCUCAAAGUGCUGCCACUGAGGAACCACCUGCACUGCCCCCAGGGGACCCGUUUACACCUGCUCAAGGCAAUGUCUUGCCCCAGAUUCGUCAAAACAACAAUCCACCAGUAGUUUCAGUGCCUAGUAUAACCUCGGCCCUCAUGCUAGGUAUAAAUAUCAGCAGCUUCACAAGAGAUCAUUCAACCAAGAUGAAUGCUCUAACACUGGUUUGUGUUGCCCUCUGUCUGACCUUCGUUCUUGGCACUGGCCAUCGCCGCCCUACAGAGGCUAACGAUGGAGGUUCCAGACCCGUAUACCCGUCGUCCCGCGGACAGGGAAACAACGGACACCACUUGUCUUCAUCCUAUCCUGCUCCAUGCACAUUUGGACGUCAACUGGAUCAAAAUGGUUAUUGUUACAGGACACUGUAUCCCGGGCAACAGUCUUCUUGUAUAUCGGGAUUCUACUGCAACAUUGAUUACCCAGGUCAACCUGGAGUAUGCUUUUUAGCUAACAACCCGUGUGACUCUGAGAGUCCAUACCGACGUAACGAUGAUGCCAUUAGCUGUGACACACAAAGCUGUCCCCGCAGAUUCAGAUGUAAUAGAGGAUAUGGAUACGCUAUUUGCUGCCGAAGUUUUGACCACAUAAGCUUUGAAUGACUUUAUUAUUUUUUUUAAUAAAUAUUCGUGGUUUCUUACAAAUUAAA